This is a messenger RNA of Marmota flaviventris (yellow-bellied marmot), 1608 nucleotides long. The record is from RefSeq and is a predicted model, not a curated record. Lineage: Eukaryota; Metazoa; Chordata; Mammalia; Rodentia; Sciuridae.
AUGACACAGAGUCCGUCUGACAAUGCAGAGAACUGCUUCCGUGCGCUAGGCUCCCCGGGGACUAGCCCUCUCCGACUCAGGGUCUCCAGCCGCCUGGAACGCUCCCCACUCUGCUCGCGGUGGCUGGGGGGCAGGCAGCGACACCUUCCCCGUGUGCCCAUUCCUCAGAUGGGACAAAGUGAGGCUCCCGAGGUGGCUGCCCCACAGACACACCCGCAAGCCCCCGACCCGCCCGCCACCCGCGUCCAGGCACCCGCGCGCUUCCAGGGCCACGGGGACGGUGCGGCGCCCGUCUGGGCGCCCUCGCCUACCUGUGAUCACCGCCGGGGACCUCUGGCCCCCCUCCGCUCGCAGCCACACUUGCAGCGUGAACGCGUCCCGGGGCAGCUCGAGGUCGGCCCGGAGGCGCAGCUGCUCGCCGCGCCCGCUGAAAUAGAGCGCCCGGCUCGGCGGGCUCGGCUCCUCGGCGGCGCCCCUCGCCUCCCGCUGCUGCCGCCGCCGGGGGACGCGCACGGCUUCCCAGGCACCGCCCGGCGGCGGCGGCGGCGGCGGCGGCGGCGAGGCAUAUGUGUCCAAGUUGGAGAGUUGUUGCCUUGCAAAAUUUGUGGAAGAACAUUCUUUCCAGUAGCAUUAAAAAAGCAUGGACCCAUUUGUCAGAAAACUGCCACUAAAAAACGGAAGACUUUUGAUUCAAGCAGGCAAAGAGCUGAAGGAACUGAUAUUCCAACAGUAAAACCUCUUAAACCUAGGCCAGAACCACCAAAGAAACCUUCAAAUUGGAGAAGAAAACAUGAAGAAUUCAUUGCCACCAUAAGAGCAGCUAAAGGCCUCGAUCAGGCACUUAAAGGGGGUGGCAAACUUCCUCCUCCUCCUCCACCUUCUUAUGAUCCUGAUUAUAUUCAGUGUCCAUAUUGCCAAAGGAGAUUUAAUGAAAAUGCAGCUGAUAGACAUAUCAAUUUCUGUAAAGAACAGGCAGCACGUAUUAGUAACAAAGGCAAGUUUUCUACUGACACCAAAGGAAAACCAACUUCUCGGACACAGUAUAAGCCACCUGCACUUAAGAAGUCAAAUUCUCCUGGAACCACGUCAUCAGGUUCUUCACGAUUACCACAGCCAAGUGGCAUUAGCAAAACUGUUGUAGGUACACCUUCAGGUAAAGUGCCUUCAGUUAGCAUCUCUUUGGGAAACAAACUUCAGUCCUUAUCUCCUUCUCAUAAAGCUAUAGCAACUCCUCAGGCAGGAGCUAACAUCAAAUCUCGAAAUACCACACCACCUAGUUUGGCAAGAAAUUCUGCCUCAGGUAUACUUACAAACAAAAGAAAAACAUAUACUGAUAGCUCCAUAGCCAGGCCAGAUAUAGACUAUGCAUCUUCAUUUAAUGGUGGAAACAUUAAAGGCAUUGAAGGAAAUUCAUCUGGACACUUACCAAAAUUCUGUCAUGAGUGUGGGACAAAAUAUCCUGUAGAAUGGGCAAAGUUCUGCUGUGAAUGUGGCUCUCAACAGUCGUGCUUUACCUAUGUCACGAUAGGUCACUUGCAUGUCAUCCAGGAUUAUGAAUUCCUUUACUUUGUCUCUAGACUUUCUCCUGUGUCUACAUAUGAAGUAUAA